AUGACUGAGUACGGCACCGGCAAGCAGGGAUACGCUAACCUGGAGAGCAACGCCAGUCUUCCAUUCUACCACGUUCGCAAUCCAGACUUCCGAGCCUACCUCGCUGAAUUCGUUGGUACCUUUAUCCUGGUGCUCAUCGGGGAUGGCUCUGUUGCGCAGUACGUGCUCGGCAGUGGGGGUGCCGGUCACUACCUAUCGGUGAACUUGUGUUGGGGUAUUGCAUUGCUCUUUGGCAUUCAUUUCUCCGGAGGUGUUAGCGGUGGUCACUUGAACCCCGCGGUUACCUUCACACUGGCCAUGUUCAAGCGUUUCGAGUGGCACAAGGUGCCCGGCUACUUCCUUGCCCAGACGGCUGGUGCCUUUAUGGCCGCCUUCAUCGUCUUCAUCGUGUACUACCCGUGGUUCGACAUCCACGACCCAGAACGUGAGACCACUCAAGGCAUUUUUGCUACCUACCCCAACGCCCAAAUCCCCAACUGGUCGGCUUUGGCUAAUGAGAUCAUUGGCACUGCUUUGCUAGUUAGCGGUAUCUUCGCAGUCAGUGACCAGCUCAACAAACCCGCUAGCCCCUAUACUUUUCCGGGUGCCGUUGCAUUGAUGCUUACAUGCAUUGGCAUGGCAUUCGGUCUUGACACUGGCUACGCUUUAAAUCCGGCCCGUGACUUUGGUCCUCGUUUGUUUACGUUCUUUGCUGGUUGGGGCUGGAAGGUCUGGACUCUUCGUGACAGCUACUUCUGGAUCCCUAUUGUUGGUCCGUUUAUCGGUGGCAUCAUUGGUGCUGCUACGUAUGUUGGUUUUGUCGAGGCCCACCAUACACCUCAGUGA
Molecule: messenger RNA, 825 nt
Organism: Peronospora farinosa
Lineage: Eukaryota; Oomycota; Peronosporomycetes; Peronosporales; Peronosporaceae
Source: the annotation of a GenBank genome assembly